UCCUUCACAGGUCUCUGCUGUUUCAUUGGUGUACUAGCACAGACAGAGAUUCGAAGUGUAUCUGAGGAAAACGUGACCCUGCCGUGUCAGCACAGAUUGGGAUUGGUGGGAAACAACUUGGACAUUGAGUGGCUUUCAAAUGCUUCUGACCACGGUCAAAAAGUGAUCCUCAGUUACAGUGGAGGACAAGUCUAUGAAAAUGAAGACCUGAAAGGCCGUUACAGUUUCAGUUCCAACUUCUUAGCUGGGGAUGCUGCCAUAUUUAUCAGAUCUCUGGAGCCCAGUGAUGCCGGCCUGUACACCUGCAAAGUGAAAAACGCUGGCCAGUAUGAAUGGAGCUAUAUCAGACUGAAGAUUCUAGUGAAGCCUUCUGAACCUGACUGUUGGGUUGAAGGGGAUCAGAUAGCAGGAAGAAAUAUCACUUUGCAUUGCAAUUCAUUAGUUGGGACACAACCGAUGGCCUAUCGGUGGGAGCGGAUAAAGCAAACGGGUGAUAUCGCAGUGGCCUUACCAAGUACUGCCCGCUUGGACACAGCCCAGCGACUAGUGCUGAAAAAUUUGAGUGCGGCAGACAAUGGCUCUUACCGCUGUGUUGUCAGUAAUGAAGUUGGAAAAAGGAUAUGUAAUAUAAAUUUGACAGUAAAAUCUCCUCAUAAUGUGGCUUUUCUUGCCGGAACAGUCUGUGGAACUGUGGGUGGUGUGCUUCUCUUGUUUUUUAUCUGCUGGAUAGUUUUACGAAAAAAAGAGCUCAAGAAAAGGGAAGAAGAUGAAUUUCUUAACGAAAUUAGGGAGGAUGCUGAAGCUCCCAAAGCUCGGCUGAUGAAACCUGGAUCAAGCUCCUCAGGCUCCAGAAGCUCACGCUCAGGUUCUUCAUCCACCCGCUCCACAACCAACAGUGCCUCUCGCAGCCAACGAACUCUUUCAACACAAGAAACUCCUCGCGGAGAAUUAAGACAUCACUGCCUGGAGCAGAUAUAG
Molecule: messenger RNA, 978 nt
Organism: Staurois parvus
Lineage: Eukaryota; Metazoa; Chordata; Amphibia; Anura; Ranidae
Source: the annotation of a GenBank genome assembly